UUCCCAACAAUGGCUUCCCUAUCCUCCUUCAGUUUCCUUCUUUUCUCUUCUAUUCUCUUUCCCAUGAUCUCCUUCUCCAUCGCCCAAACUUCAUUCCGACCCAAAGCCCUCCUUCUUCCUGUAACCAAAGACUCUUCCACACUCCAAUACCUUACACAAAUUAACCAAAGAACUCCUCUAGUCCCCAUUCAACUUACACUAGGUCUUGGCAAUGCAUUCCUUUGGGUAGAUUGCGAGCAAGGUUAUGUCUCAUCCACAUAUAAGCCUGCUCGUUGUCGCUCGGCUCAGUGCAAUCUUGCUCAAUCCAAGGCUUGUGGGGAGUGCUUUUCUCCUCCUAAACCAGGCUGCAACAACAACACUUGUAGUCUCCUUCCAGACAAUACCAUAACCAACACUGGCACAAUUGGUGAGCUAGCACAAGACAUUGUCUCUAUUCAAUCCACCAACGGGUCUAAUCCAGGCAGAGUGGUCUCUGUCCCAAACCUGCUGUUUGCUUGUGCCCCAAGCUUCCUCUUGGAAGGCUUGGCUAGUGGUGUCAAAGGUAUGGCUGGUCUCGGAAGGACUAAAAUGGGCCUCCCUUCGCAAUUUUCUGCUGCUUUUACUUUCGAUAGGAAGUUUGCCAUCUGCUUGAGCUCUUCAACAAGAUCUAAUGUUGUCGUAUUCUUCGGGGAUGGACCUUAUGUGUUUCUUCCUAGGAACUUUGAUUUGUCAGAGUCUUUGAUUUAUACACCACUAUUUAUCAACCCUGCAAGCACUGCAGGUGCUUUCUUCGAAGGCGAAAAAUCAGCAGAGUAUUUCAUCGGAGUGAAGUCCAUUAAGAUCAACAACGAAACUGUUCGAUUAAAUACUUCGUUGCUAUCCAUUGACAGCAAAGGAAAUGGAGGAACAAAGAUCAGCACAGUGAAGCCCUAUACAGUUUUGGAAACCUCCAUUUACAGUGCUGUGGUUGAUGCAUUUGUGAAAGUGCUAGCGAAAGUCAAGAGAGUAGCGGCAGUGCCACCAUUCGGGGCUUGUUUUAACUCAAGCAACAUCGGUAGUACUCGAGUCGGUCCAGCAGUGCCGGACAUUGAUCUUGUGUUGCAGAGCAACAGUGUGUUCUGGAGGAUAUUUGGAGCUAAUUCAAUGGUUCAAGUUAGUGAGGAUGUUCUUUGUCUUGGAUUUGUUGAUGGAGGUGUAAAACCAAGGACUUCCAUUGUGAUUGGAGGACAUCAAUUGGAGGACAAUCUUUUACAAUUUGAUAUAGCUACAAACAGGCUUGGAUUUAGCUCUUCAUUGUUGUUCAGACAGACAACUUGCUCCAAUUUCAACUUCACAAGUAAUGCUUGAAUUAAGCAAUUAAAAGCAAAUCCCAUAUUAUUACUACGAUUGUUGAAUUUUCAAUUAGUUCAUAUGUGGUUGUGGAAACCCUUCUAACUGGACUUUCCUUUAAAAGUCAGAAGAAAGCGUGGCUGGAUUUGAAUAAGACUUUCCUCUGCAAAAUAUUAAUGU
Molecule: messenger RNA, 1488 nt
Organism: Ziziphus jujuba (common jujube)
Lineage: Eukaryota; Viridiplantae; Streptophyta; Magnoliopsida; Rosales; Rhamnaceae
Product: probable aspartic proteinase GIP2
Exons: 1
Coding region: 10-1326 (438 amino acids)
Biological process (GO): proteolysis
Molecular function (GO): aspartic-type endopeptidase activity
Source: RefSeq, a predicted model, not a curated record